AUGAGAGCUUCGAUGGCACUUAUAAGGCCAGCCGUACACGGAGUACGGACUGCUUCAAGCAGUUAUAACCGACUGCUUGAAGCCGCGACCGCGCGGAGAACUAUAGCCAUUCAUUCGCUGCCGUACACACGACUGCUCGAGCAGUCGCGACCGCUUCAAGCCGUCAACUACAUGAUGAAAUUCCAUAUAAUAGAGCAGUCGACAGCUCUACGACCACCCCCUCCCUUCUAUUCUGGCCUCGCGGCGUCUAGUGUCUCUCUGUCUCGUCUCAUUUGUCGACUGAUCUUUGAAAAUGAAGGUUACCAACUGCUCGAGUGGUUAGUAGCGACAGCUCGAGCAGUCAACAACCGAUUGCUCAAGCAGUCAACGCAGACCGCUCGAUCUGUCCGUGUACGUCGCUCAGCCUUUAACUGCUCGAGCAGUCCGUGUACGCCGUGUACUUUCCGUUUGGUACACGGAUAUUUUAGAAAUAUAUGA
This is a messenger RNA of Danaus chrysippus (African queen), 477 nucleotides long. The record is from the annotation of a GenBank genome assembly. Lineage: Eukaryota; Metazoa; Arthropoda; Insecta; Lepidoptera; Nymphalidae.